AUGGAUUUUGCCUUAUUGAUGAAGUUAGCUCAGCGCAAUGUGGCUCAUACGGAACAAAAAUCAACGUCUCAUCACUAUCCGACCAAGCUUGCGGUUCCCAAAAAGAAAUGUAAGGAUAACAAAAAAUCAGACAAAAUCAAAAAAUUCCUUGCUAAAAAGGCACAGGAGGAGUGUAAGGAUAAAAAAUUGUCAGAUAACAUUAAAAAGUUCCUUACUAAAGAGGAACCAAAGGAAAGCGAAUGCAUUCCGGAGAAGAAGCGGAAACGUGAUGAGCUGCCCGGUAAGAGUGACCCAAAGGCAGAGCGGAAAACCGAAAAGUCCGCUAACAAGUCAGCAUUAAAGGAUGCUGUAAGCACUCAAGAUAACGCACGACCACUCCAGGGCCCUCAUCAACUACCUUUGGACGAUUAUGGUCACACGUCUAAUGUGGCCUCUCAAUUCUUUCAGCAGUUCGUGGAGAAGUACAAUACCACUGUCGCUGCGGCAGAAUCCCGAAAAGGUACAAAAAGGAACACGAAAGAAGAAGGGCAGACAAGCAAAGUAGUUAAUCGUCCGGCUGGGCUUGAUUUUGCCACGGUAAUCAAACUAGCCGAGAAGAACCAGUUCGAGCCGAUCAAGAAAGGCCCGUCAGAACCAGAGCGGUUAAUGACAGAGAAGGAAAGACGAGAAUAUGAGGAGCAUAUGGCCUAUCUAGAGCAAAAGAAACUGCGUGACCUGGUGCGAAACGAUCCUAAACUUUCGGAGAAAGAAAAACAAAUUAGGCUUGCAAAAUUGAAGCAAAAUAAACCAGAAGUCACUUCAACAACGAAAUCUCAAUGCGUCAAAAAUCAAAAGAAAUUGGCAAACAAAUCUUCUUCAUCUUCUGGAUCGAAAGCAAUAUCAACCAGUUCUCGAAACGAUUCUUCUUCUACGUCAUCGAAUGACGACCAACAGCCAUCGCGGCCGUUUCCGUCAGGGGAUAUGCAACGCAAGCGAUCCUCCAUCGGCGGUGGCGUACGACCGAAAACACGCCGUCCAAUGAUCCGUGAUAGCGAUAGCGACUACGACUCCGAGAUGGACGACUUUAUCGACGACGAUGUCGGCGGGGAGGAGGAUUACUCAUCGCACAUUCGUGCCAUCUUCGGUUACGAUCGGUCCCGCUAUCGAGACGAAGAUUUCGACGAUCGCCGGAUGGAGUCAACCUAUGCCCAGCAAAUGCGCGAAGAGAUGAUCAGCAAAAAGCUCGGCAGAAAGGAGGAUCUGGAGGAUAUGCGAGCCGAGGAGGAGGAAAAGCAGCAAAAGGCGGCGAUGAAGAAAAAGCAAAAGUCUAAAGGCAGGAAGUAA
This is a messenger RNA of Sabethes cyaneus, 1323 nucleotides long. RefSeq names its product protein SPT2 homolog. Bases 1 to 1323 code for a protein of 440 amino acids. The record is from RefSeq and is a predicted model, not a curated record. The transcript has a single exon. Gene Ontology annotation, biological process: nucleosome assembly; regulation of DNA-templated transcription. Gene Ontology annotation, molecular function: histone binding; DNA binding. Gene Ontology annotation, cellular component: nucleolus. Lineage: Eukaryota; Metazoa; Arthropoda; Insecta; Diptera; Culicidae.